Drosophila bipectinata is the source of this 1458-nucleotide messenger RNA. It is a transcript of the gene ppk10, whose product is annotated as pickpocket 10. NCBI's taxonomy places the organism in Eukaryota, Metazoa, Arthropoda, Insecta, Diptera, Drosophilidae. Gene Ontology annotation, cellular component: plasma membrane. Gene Ontology annotation, molecular function: ligand-gated sodium channel activity. Gene Ontology annotation, biological process: sodium ion transmembrane transport. The record is from RefSeq and is a predicted model, not a curated record.
AUGAGAAUAAAGAUCAACAGAAAUAGGUCAUGGCCAAGAGCCAUAAUUGACUUUGUCGAUUCGUACUUUAACAACUGCUGCAUUCACGGGUUCAGGUAUCUUGUUCAAACUAUACUUAUUUUGCUUGAAAGGAUCCUCUGGCUUUUAUUAUUAUUAGUCUCUAUAUAUUACUGCAUUAUUGUCUGUCUGGCAUCCAUUGAUCGUUAUUACACCAAGAGCACACAUAUCGGACUAGAGAGAAACUAUCACUUUUGGAACACAUCAGUGCCAAGCUUGACAGUUUGUCCCAUGCAACGAAUUAAUGAAACCUUUUUCGCUGAUUUUUGCAGAAAAAAUAGCAUCAAAGGCGCCCAAAGAAAUAUUUUUUGGGACUUUAUUGAGAACUUGGCCAACUCCACGUAUAUUAAUUUUCAAAAUAUCCCCGAAAGCAAUGAAAUUGAUAGCAUAAUCAAAGAUUUAGACCUGAAACCGGAACACUAUAUGGAGUUAAUUUACAAUCUCACCUUUGAUAGCACCUACGAACCGAUUGAAAAACAACGUACUCGUUGCAUCGAUGGACAGCUAAACAUUCACGUUCGUCAGGUCCUAACCGAAUACGGAUUGUGCUAUAUGGGGAACUCCAAAUUAGGAGAGGAGUAUAGUUCCCGAUAUUUCAUUUUUGGACAGUAUCCAGAACCCAAUAAAUAUGAAAUGACGCGUAAGGUAAUUCAAUAUCAAAUAGGUUCCUACUUCGAAAAGGAUGUUGGACAUACUCUACUCGGAUUUACCAGUGAAGCUAUUGAUAGUUUUAUACAUUCCGUCUACGAGGUAAUGAAAGUGGAUAAUAAUUUUGGUUACUCUACGGAAGGUGUGGUUUAUGAUCCUGUCACUGAAGAAAUAACUGCUGAAGAUAAUAUAGAAAAGGAAGCCACCGUAGGAAUGAGAAAGUGUCGUUAUUAUCACGAAUCAAAUUUAACUCAUUUUCCAUUUUAUACUCGAAAUGUUUGUCAGCAAGAGUGUCGCAUUAAUCUGGCCUAUAAAAUUUGUAAAUGUAUCCCUCAUUUUUAUCCUAAUCGGAUUUCUCGUCCAAAAAAAGUAUGUGAUUAUAAAACUUUAAGGUCCUGUUUUCCUAGGCAUGCAAAUUUCUUUCUAAAACUUUACGAAGAAAAUGGAAAACAUGAGAAACCUUCAACUUGUUAUUGUGAACAAAAUUGCGUGGAUGCCGUUGUUACAACAAGAUCUGCUUUGCCAAUGAUAGGCUCAAGGCAGUUACUUGGCAGUAUUGGAAGCUCUGUAUCUAUUAAAACUUGGCCACAAAGUCGCCUUAAACGUCAAGUUAUAUUUUCAUUCACGGAUUUAUUAGUUUCGAUUGGGGGAACAGCCGGAUUGUUUCUGGGAUUCAGUGUUUUGGGUUUAGUUGAACUUUUGUAUUUUUUCACAAUUCGAUUAAUUUGGCAAAUCUUUGGUUACUCCAUCUAA